AUGGACGCAGACUUGCGUAACCGAAAUGGAUCUGCGUUAUCAAAUGGGAGUCACGAGCCGGUGAAGGAGCAUAAGGCGGUGAAGGAUCCGCGCAAAAUGGCCUUCAAACUGAAGGAAUUCAAAACGAGGGAAUCGCUUCUCACUGUCCUCUUCCGUGAAACGGAAAUGAGCGUGGUCUACAACAUUUUCGCCGGCACCUUCAUCCUUUUCUUCCUCAGAGCUCUGAUUGAUGACAUCUUCACACAUGGCAUGCCAUUCCAUCAUUUCUGGCUUAUCGGAUGGAAUUUCAAACAU
Molecule: messenger RNA, 294 nt
Organism: Ostertagia ostertagi
Lineage: Eukaryota; Metazoa; Nematoda; Chromadorea; Rhabditida; Trichostrongylidae
Source: the annotation of a GenBank genome assembly